This is a messenger RNA of Xylaria bambusicola, 1139 nucleotides long. RefSeq names its product formyl transferase. Gene Ontology annotation, molecular function: phosphoribosylglycinamide formyltransferase activity. Gene Ontology annotation, cellular component: cytoplasm. Lineage: Eukaryota; Fungi; Ascomycota; Sordariomycetes; Xylariales; Xylariaceae. Gene Ontology annotation, biological process: 'de novo' IMP biosynthetic process. The transcript is spliced from 6 exons. The coding region runs from base 255 to 938 and encodes 227 amino acids. The record is from RefSeq and is a predicted model, not a curated record.
GUCUCAUUCCGUCUCAUUCCCCGCCAUGAAUUUUCGAGCUAAGACAUUUGUGCCCCUCCACAUAAUUCACACCCACAAUAGAGAGGAAACAUCUGCUCUCUCAGUGUGAUCUUUUUGCGACCAAUUAAGUACGUAAUUCCUUCUUCACAAGUAAGAAGCGCGGUGGACUGGUUGGCUGGCCCUGGCCUUGGUCCUCAACCGCUCAUUCGGCCCAUUCCUGCCUUAAACUCCCCGUUCUACCCGAGCUUCAAACCAUGGUCGAAUACAAGGCGAGGAUCAGCUGCCUUGCCUCAGGCAAUGGCAGCAAUCUACAAGCACUUAUAGAUGCCAGUGCUUCAGGUAUCAUCGCAGGCACCAUCGUCAAAGUCACCGUCAACCGAAAAGAUGCCUAUGCGGUAAAGCGAGCGGAAAGCGCGCAGCCAUCGAUCCCUACCGACUACUUCAACCUUGUGAAGCAUGGCUUUCUGGCGCCGGGCGAGAAGGACCCCGAGAAAGUCAAGGAGGCUCGCUUCGCUUACGACACAGCUCUCGCCGCGCGGAUAUUAGCCGAUAAACCUGACUUAAUAGUGCUGGCUGGAUGGAUGCAUGUAAUGAGCCCUGGGUUUCUCAACCCUGUGGCCGCCGCUGGCGUUCCAAUAAUCAACUUACACCCUGCGUUACCAGGCAUGUACGAUGGCGCGGGGGCGAUUAAACGAGCAUAUGAUGACUUCCAAGCUGGAAAACUUGCGAAUGGCAUCACAGGAAUCAUGAUCCACUACGUUGUGGAAGAAGUCGAUCGUGGUGCGCCUGUCUUGACUCAAGAAGUGGAAAUACGCAAGGGAGAGAGUCUAGAAGAUCUCGAGCAAAGGAUACAUGGAUUCGAGCACGAGUUGAUUGUGAAGGCCACGGCGUUGCUUGCAGAGAAGAUCGUAGCCGCCAAAGGAUCUACAACUAGCUAGGACGGAAGGCUCCGAAGCACGGGGUGUGAAGAAUGGAAGAAGGCUUGAACAGGGCUCCCAUUCGGGAAUCUUCUGCAGGCCGAAGCGGAUAUGCUACGGGGAUGUUACUGCAGCUUCUUGAUGCAUUUGAGAUCUCCCUCCACCGCCACGGCACCGAACAGGAUUCAGGUAGCAAACCAUCCAAUUGCCUUCCACGGUGCC